Messenger RNA from Lycium ferocissimum, 3678 nucleotides. RefSeq lists its product as uncharacterized. Gene Ontology annotation, molecular function: protein binding. The transcript has 7 exons. Bases 629 to 3424 code for a protein of 931 amino acids. Lineage: Eukaryota; Viridiplantae; Streptophyta; Magnoliopsida; Solanales; Solanaceae. The record is from RefSeq and is a predicted model, not a curated record.
ACCUUUCCAUUUAUUUAUUUUUGAAAAAAUGUUAAACUUCGUGGUACAAACCCUGGCUUCAACACUUGGACCGCUAUAUUAAGCUAAUACAAUUAUUGCCCACAUAACUCCCAACAAGUUUGUUGCCAGAAUUAUAGCACAAAUAAAGCUGCUUCAAAAGCUUUAAAAAAAUAAAAAACUGAAUGCACGAUCCUUCCAAUUCUCCAUAUAUCCUAGGCACAUCAUACCCCAAAAAAAAAAAUUAAACUAAUAAAUGAUUUAUGAUUGGGUAGGAAUAAAGAAUGUGAGGAAUUUAAAUCCAAAAAGUCUACAAAUUCAAAGACAUGAGAACCUAAAUGCCAACGUGAGGAGAUGUAAUAAGAGUUGUGCAAAUGGACAAUUCAUUAACCGUUUUCUUUUCCCUCUUCACAAAGAGUGAAUCACAAGAGUCUUUUCUUACCUUAUUUUUCUCUCUUCCACUUCUCUGUCUUUCUCUCUCCUUUCUCUGCCAUUCCCCUUAGAGAACAAACAAGAACAAAACAUUAGGAAAGAAAAAAAAUAAAGAAAAAAAGGCAACCCGAGUUUCUUUGUUAUGCAGUCUUUCAUUUGAUGAUAUUCCAUUGAUUUUUCAUCUUGGAAAUGUGCUACAAUGGACCGGAGGACGUUAACGAUGAACUGGGAUGGUCUUGGAGAAGAUGAUGAUGACGACAACUUCUUUGAGUCCCGUGACCGGCUUUCCACAGCCAUUCCCCUUGACUUGGGAUCCUCAGGAUCAGACGACGACGAUGAAUUUGAGGACAGCCGCCUCUCCUUUGUCUCGACCCUUUCCUCAGCCUCCAUCAAGAAAUUCCAAGGAAUUGAGAUUGAGUCAGUUUCUGAUUCUUUUAGCAGCGCGGACUAUGGCAUGUGGAUGGCUGAACCUGGGGAUAUCAAGGAACGUCGCAAGCGUCUCUUGCAAGGCAUGGGGUUGUCCAGCAAUAAGGACCUCCUCAAGCUCAAAAGUGCCAAGAUUGUACGUGCCAUUUCAAGAAAAGUGGAGAAAUUUCAAGAUUCCAAACCACCAAAGGUUGAUUCUUCUCCUGCAAAAGAAUUAAAAUUUUCCCAAGAACAGCAACCUUCAGCUUCACAGCCAAUUGCGCUGGUUAGGUCGAGAUCAGAUGGGGAUAUACAAUAUUUUUCUGUAAAUACCAAGAAAAGGAAAGAAGAGCUAAUUGGUGACAUCUCUAAACAACGUCUCACCAGGACCUUUUCAGGUGUUUUGGCACCAAGUAUAGGAGUAUUCCAAUUAGCUGGUUCCGUUAGAAUGUCGCCAAAAAAGAACAGAAAUGGGUCGUUAAUGCAAAAUGGCAGUGAUAUGUCAUCCACAUUGUCCUAUGGGAGUGCCGAUGUGGGCUUUGCUUCGUUCUUCUUGAUAAAGAACUUGGACACUGGAAAGGAGUUCAUUGUCAAAGAGUCCAAUGAACAGGGAAUGUGGAAUAAACUCAGUGAUAUUCAAACAGGAAAGCAGCUUACCAUGGAUGAAUUUGAGAAACAUGUGGGAUAUUCUCCUGUUGUCAAGGAAUUGAUGCGCCGGGUAAAUGGAUCAAGAAAUCAUGAUGACGAGAGGAAACUAAGCCCAAAUUCAUAUCUUAGUAAGAGAUUCAGAAAUAGCAAGAGAAGGGGAGUUGCUCUUUUGAAGAACAUAAAAGGAGUAGCACAUAGUAUGAGUGGAAAAAUUAUUGAUAAAGAACGAGAGCAACCUGUGCCUGAGGAACAGCAAAAACCAAAUAAGAACUCCUCCAAAUGGAUUAAAGUCCGCCAGCAUGGAAAGUCAUGCAAAGAAUUCACAGCUUUGCACUUAUGCCAGGAAAUCCGUGCUCACGAGGGUUCAAUAUGGACCAUAAGAUUCAGCUCGGAUGCACAUUAUUUAGCAACUGCAGGAGAAGAUACAUUAAUUCAUAUAUGGGAAGUGCAAGAAUGUGAAGUUAUGAACAACCUUGCAAGUGCCUCACCCGUUCAUCCAACAGCUGGCUCUCCUGUUCAUCCAAUUGCCAGAUCCAAUUCAGACCGGCCUCCUAUGCCGGAGACAGGAUAUAUGACAUCAGAAAGAAGGAAGAAGGGGAAGGUCUCCCAUAAGAAAAAGGGCAACUCAAUUCCGGAAUAUGUCAAUGUACCAGAAACUGUUUUUUCUCUUUCGGAGAAACCAAUAUGCACUCUUAAAGGUCACCAGGAUGAUGUCUUGGACUUGUCUUGGUCAAGAUCUCAGCUACUGCUUUCAUCCUCGAUAGACAAGACUGUCAGGCUAUGGGAUGUUGAAACACAGACUUGCUUAAAAAUGUUUGCACACAAUGACUAUGUAACUUGCAUACAGAUCAAUCCAAUGGAUGAUGACUACUUCAUCAGUGGUUCUCUGGAUGCAAAGGUUCGGAUUUGGAAUAUACCUGAUCGGAAAGUUGUAGAUUGGAGUGAUCUUCAUGAAAUGGUCACUGCUACUUGCUUCACCCCUGAUGGCCAGGGUGCUUUAAUAGGCUCACAUAAAGGCAGCUGUCGUAUGUACACUACCUCUGAAUGCAAACUGGAACAAAAAGACAAUAUUGAAAUUCAACCUAAGAAGAAUUCUCAACUCAAGAAGGUCACCGGUUUACAGUUUGCCCCAUGGAAUCCAGCAGAAGUGCUUAUAACUUCAGCCGAUUCUCGUAUCAGGAUUUUUGACGGGUCACAGAUGAUCUAUAAGUUUAGAGCAUCAGGUUUCCGUAAUACAAGCAGCCAAAUUGCAGCUUCGUUUAGUUCAGAUGGGAAGUAUGUCAUAAGUGCAAGCGAAGACUCUCAUGUCUACAUCUGGAAGAGAGAAGAACCUAAGAGCCCCAGUGGUAAACCUAGAACUUCAAUCUCAGUUCAAGCUCACGAGCGCUUUCAAUGUAAAGAUGUUUCAGUUGCCAUCCCAUGGCCAGGUAGUGUAAAGAAUGAGGCACCACUUGUAGAGAUGCACUCGAAAAGGCAUUCGAAACGUUUCCUCCCACCCCAGUAUCCCACUGUUGGUUCUCCUACAAAAGAGAGCUCGGAUGUGGCAAAUAGUAAAAGGCAUUUGCCACCUCUAAAUGUAGCACGCAACAAAAGUAAUGCAUUAGAGAGAGACCAAAGCAGUCGGGAAGAGGAAGACUUAGCUCAAAUCUCUCGGACAGAUUCUGGUAUUGGUCCCGGAGAAUCAUUUGCAUCAGGUUCUUCAUCAACUAGGUUUGGUGAUUCACCUUCUAUAUCUGCGUGCAGCAGCUCCCGAUCACAGUCUUGGUCCUCCUCUUGGACUCAGGAUGGUAAUAACAGCCACGGUAACAAUGUUAUCCAAGCAACAGCAUGGGGCAUGGUAAUUGUGACAGCAAGUUUGGGAGGAGAGAUCAGGGUCUAUCAAAAUUUCGGGCUACCUCUGAAAGCUAGUCGUCAGACGAAUCUCUUUAGAGACCUAACAUAAAUUGUUGUUAGGAAGCAAAUCGAUUAUAUUCUGUACUUGGGCUUUGAAUUUUUUAUAUAAUACUUAGUUGUUUUAAGACCUAGCCGAGCUCAAGUUAGACCGAACAGGGCAGAAGCCAUCAGCUUCUAUCUGUUGAUAAGUAAAUGCAGAAACAGGUAAUUUUUUCUUUUAAUACCUUCUACAUUAGGAAGACCGAGUAGAGAUCACAUUGUUCAAUGUUCCAACAAAUUGAGAAUUUUAACUUGCAUUUUGCA